AUGUUGAUAUCUGACUCAGGGCGUAGCGCACUGACAGCGCAUUCGGGAGGGUUUGUGUGUGUGUGUGUUUGUGUGUGUGUGUGUGUUUGUGUGUGUUUGUGUGUGUGUGUGUGUGACGGCGGUGGUGAUGUGGGCGCGGCUGCUGCUGGCGGCGGAGGAGGGGCGGCGCGGGGAGCUGGCGGGCGCGCACGACCCCUUCGCAGCCGCGCAUCUGCCCCCGCGCUGGCAGGUGCAGGCGUUCAUGGCGUGGCUCUUCCUGCUGCAGACGCCCGUGCCCGCGCUGCUGCUCUGCGCCGCGCACAAGGUCGCUCACGCGGGAAUGGAUAA
Gryllus bimaculatus (two-spotted cricket) is the source of this 327-nucleotide messenger RNA. The record is from the annotation of a GenBank genome assembly. Lineage: Eukaryota; Metazoa; Arthropoda; Insecta; Orthoptera; Gryllidae.